Sitophilus oryzae (rice weevil) is the source of this 3167-nucleotide messenger RNA. Its product is annotated as protein KIAA0556-like. The transcript has 18 exons. The coding region runs from base 214 to 3132 and encodes 972 amino acids. The record is from RefSeq and is a predicted model, not a curated record. NCBI's taxonomy places the organism in Eukaryota, Metazoa, Arthropoda, Insecta, Coleoptera, Curculionidae.
CGAAUGACGCCGACAAUGGUUGCCAUGGUAACAUUGACAACCGCUACCCGUUUGUUUCUCUCAAAACAAACACAAAUUUCAUUGUCAAAACGGCGUUUCAGAAGCAUGCAUUAAAAAUUAAAGCGUUGAACAGAUAGAGAAAUGUUAAAAAUAGUAUAAGGGCGUUAAAAAGGACUGAAAAAAAAAAGGAAUAUAUCUGUGUAAGCGAAAAAUAUGGAAGGAAGAAGUACACCGAACCUUGGUGGAUUUGCUAACUCCGCUUUUCGAGGAGAUACACAAGUGCCAAAAUGGCUAGAAGAGAUUACAAGUACACUAUCCAAAGAAUACUAUGACGAAUCAUCAAGAAGAAGUUCCUUAAGUUCACCUGAUCAAAGCUUGUUUGGGCUAGCAUUUAGUGGUUCCAACAUCCCUAAUAGAAUACCAUACUUUGAGGGAAAAAUAGGAGAAUCCAGAAGUGCAACAUCGUCAGCUAAACAUGGUAGAAGAUCUUCGGUCGGAUGGGAUCUCUUACACAAGUCAUCUCCCAAUCACCUGACUAUAACCCCUGCGUACUACGUAGUACCGAAAAUAAGCGAACCUGUGGACCUGGCCAGUAUCAUCAAGCCGGACCUGGAAUUGGAGAAGUGCUGGAAAAGCUUGAACGACUUCAACCUGUCACACAAGGGUCGUUUAACCAGUACCGACAAAACGAGUAAACAAAGUAAAACAAAAUCGAAGGAUUCUGGACUGGUUGCUUCAGGUGAUGCUGUAUCUGGUUCAAGCUCCGAGUUCAAUUCUUCUCUCGAUGUUGACUCUACACCGGAACGAUGUAGAAGCGAAUUAUCUCAUUGUCUACCUUUGUACGAGUACGGUAGCAUCAGGAAAGCAACUGAGAGGCAUCUGAGAAGCAGACAUCUUGAAACCGAUUCUGACAGCUUGAAUUCCUAUGGAAUUACCAAGUCCAGAUCAUCGGAGACUAUUUUUGGGAGCAGUGUGAAGAGUUCUAGCGAUGACGUAGAAUCUAGCGGAGAAAAUAUUGAACCAAAUAAAAGGUAUAGCGAAAAUUUUGAGAGACGGUUGAGCAGCUACAAGUUGAGCCUUGCCGAAGAGGAAAAAUUAAGAGAAAUGAUGAUCAACGAGUUGCUCAGUGAGAACGAGAGAAUCACGAGUGCUUCAGAUGUGAGGCACAGGAAGCCAAGUGCGAAGUCUGAGCCAAAAAUUCAUCAAAAAGUUUCUAAAUUUAAGAGUAAAUAUUCCGAGAGAAGAACGAGUUUCCCUCAAGACGAGAAUUUCUAUCGGAAAUACGGAGGAGGCGAUGAAUUUAUUAUACCAGAACUACCCUGUGGAAAGGUAUUAAUUGUUGACAUUUCAACUACUUGGGGCGACAAGUACUACGUAGGUCUAAAUGGAAUCGAACUUUUUAGUGAUACAGGGGAGAUAAUAAAAGUUAAAACAAUUUACGCUGUACCUUCAGAUGUAAACGUUCUACCCGAGUGCCAAAACGAUCCCAGGGUUGUAUCCAAUCUGUUGGACGGCGUGAAUAGGACCAGGGACGACCUGCACAUAUGGCUUGCCCCGUUUUACCCGGGCAACAGCCACGUCAUCAGUAUGGAGUUUUUUGAGGUUACGACAAUCGCCAUGAUCAGGAUAUGGAAUUAUAACAAGUCCCGAAUUCAUUCCUACAGAGGUGUAAAAGAUAUAGUAAUGCUUUUGGAUAACAAAGCUAUUUUCAAAGGAGAGAUUGCCAAGGCUUGCGGAGAAAUUCUUGGCGGGAUACAUCAGUUUGGAGACACGAUUCUAUUCACGACUGAUGAAAUUAUUUUGGAGAAUAUAUCGUUGAAUGACACUUCAUUCUCUAGUCUCACAUCGCAACCUCCUUCGCCUCCUCAUAGGGACGACAGGCCUCCCACAUCGAUUAUGGAGAGUGAGGUAAGGCCGGUAACAGGGAAAUCUGUAACAAAAAAAGACAGCCUAAACAGCAGACAAGGUCACCUUACAACACCCUCUGGUGAUUCCCCUGAACAAAUACUCUUAGGGACGAAGAAAAUCGAUCUUGUUUUGAUGGAAAAUUGGGGAAAUCCACUGGCGAUUGGUUUAACUGGUCUGGAAAUCAUCGAGGGCACCGAUAAUUUAUUAAAGUGUGAAGAGAGAAAUUUGUCCUGCAACGUCACGACAAACUGUCUGGGAAAUUUAAUAAACAGCCAAAAUGUAUCAACACGCUGUAAAAACAUGUGGUGUGUCCCAAAACCACACGAUAAUGUAGUUAUUACUGUUACGUUCGACGAUUACAAGUAUAUUUCAGGUGUGCGUAUAUGGAACUACAAUGAGAACUUGCAGCUGUCCUACGUGGGCGUCAAAACUGUCAAAUUUCUGUUGGACGAUCGACCAAUGAUCAAUCCGAACAGUGAUGACGAAUAUUUUCUGUUAAGAAGAGCACCGGGAAAUGUAUUUUACGAUUUCGUCCAAGAAAUCAGGUUUUUCGAGAAUUCAAUCAAUCCAAAUAUGAUUCUUUUGAAUCCUGAGGAUGUUCACAACUGCGUGAUGGGUUUUGUUGUGGAAGUAGUGAUAUAUUCCACGUGGGGUGAUACAUAUUAUUGUAGUCUCAAUGGUCUAGAACUUUUCAGUGGCGAUGGCAGGAAAAUCAAGCUUGAUGAACAAAAUAUAUGUGCAUAUCCAGAAAGCGUGAAUAUUUUGCCCAACGUUUUUGGUGAUGUUAGAACUCCGGAUAAGUUGAUUGAUGAUGAAAAUUCUUGUGAUUCCGGAUGUCAUUCUUGGAUGGCUCCGGUGAUUCCCAAACACUUGAACAGGAUCUACAUAGUGUUGGAUGUGCCAGUGUCAAUUGCCUCUGUCAGAUUCUGGAACUAUUCCAAGACUCCAGCUAGAGGCGUCAAAGAUUUUGGGAUUUUAGUAGACGAUCUGCUCAUAUACAACGGAACGCUGAAACCAGCCGAAAAGAACAACCAAUACGAAACGGUUUAUUUGAUCGACAGCGGGGAAUCCCAGAGCGGUGACGAAGAAAACGACGAUCCCAUCACUAGGCAGAGCCUGAUGAUGGACCAGGAUCGAAUCAGAUUGACUGACAGAUCGAGCAAAGCAGAGGCAGAUCAAUCUUUACGCCCCCUCACUUGCAUCAGCCCCUGUUAUCGCGACUGACACAAUUUAUUGUUGAUUUUUAUUAAGAAAAAAGA